AUGGCACUAAAGUUCGCAAGCUUCAUCUGCCCUCCUAUUCCCACAGCAUUGCCAUCUCCGGACCCUUCGUCACCAGAUACGGGCCUCUGGUCUCCCCUGUGCUGCACUCUGGUCUACACGCCCACAUCGGCGCUGAUUAUCGAUUGCCCUCCUAGCAUAGCAGCCACCCGCGACCUGGCGGCGUGGGUCAAGGGUACCUUACCCGCAGGCUCUACACUGAAGCUAUUCUUGGCCACGCAUGCGCACGGCGAUCACUUUUUCGGCUUUCCGGUCCUGGAGGACCACUUCCCCGGUAUUCAAGCCGUGGCUAGCCGCUACGUCGUCAAGGGCGUCGAGUCUCAAUACGCCCCAGAGCUCUAUGAGGGCCUGUGGAAAGUGGCAUUCCCAUCGUCUCCCUCUGGUACUGGCCUUCCGGAGAGGCGGGUCAACUUUAAAGCAUUCCCUGAGUCCAACGAAAUCGACUUGGGUAGCGGAAGUCUUGUCAAGCUCCACGAUAUUCCGUACGCUGACACGCAUUACUCCUCCUUCGUCCAUGUCCCAGACUUGGGUCUUGUUGUGGCAGGCGACAUUGUCUACAACGGAGAUUGUUACCAAUACUUGGUUGAGGCGAACAACGCCGAGCGAAGAGCCAAGUGGAUUGAAGCAGUAUCUCAGAUAGCAACCUUGGAACCGGAAAUUGUCAUACCCGGACAUUCAUUCCAUGUGCGGACUGAGCCGGAUGAACAUUACGCCAAAGCCAUGUUAGAGUCAAACAAAACGUAUAUCAGGGGGUUUGAAGAGGAGCUUCAGAGAUCCAGUGGGGCUAAGGACUUGUUCUCGCGAAUGAGGAAACGGUUCAGUCGGUGGAAUCUCUGGAUCUUGAGCCAGAGCUCCGAGGCUGCUUUUGGCGCGGAUACUGCACAUCACAGCUGA
Messenger RNA from Diaporthe amygdali, 912 nucleotides. Its product is annotated as metallo-beta-lactamase superfamily protein. The transcript has a single exon. Bases 1 to 912 code for a protein of 303 amino acids. Lineage: Eukaryota; Fungi; Ascomycota; Sordariomycetes; Diaporthales; Diaporthaceae. The record is from RefSeq and is a predicted model, not a curated record.